Molecule: messenger RNA, 546 nt
Organism: Australozyma saopauloensis
Lineage: Eukaryota; Fungi; Ascomycota; Pichiomycetes; Serinales; Metschnikowiaceae
Gene: SYS1
Product: Sys1p
Exons: 1
Coding region: 1-546 (181 amino acids)
Biological process (GO): protein localization to Golgi apparatus; Golgi to endosome transport; Golgi to plasma membrane protein transport
Cellular component (GO): trans-Golgi network; Golgi membrane
Source: RefSeq, a predicted model, not a curated record
AUGCCGAGCGCGUCAAAUGGAUACAGGCUUUUGGGACCGGAGCCCAAUUCAUCUCCUGUGCGCAUUUUUGUCCAAAUUCUCCUACUCCAAAGUUUCUACUACUUAUCUGCCUUUGUUCUCUUCUACUUAGUGGCCCAAUUGAAUGGCUAUGAAUUUAGCAUUUCCUGGGUUUUCUCGUGGGAACUAGUUGAGCCUGACAAUACUAUGGGACUUAUGCUUUUCUUUUUAUGGCUCUUUGACUCCCUUUUGUGCGUUCUUUUUGUCACUAUCAUUGUGGGUCGUUCUAAACUCGCAUGGGACUUCGCACUUACGGUACACAUCAUCAAUUUAAUUGUUGUUAACUUGUAUAGCGGGAAGUUCCCCACUUCAGUCCUUUGGUGGUGUUUGCAAGUUCUAAGUGGAAUCCUUUUGGUCACUUUGUCUACGUACUCAACGCGCUGGAAAGAACUACGAACCACAUUCUUUGAUAACAUGCUAGAUCAACAAGAAAGAGGAGAAGUAAGAAGUGACGAGAUUGAAAUGAAAAAUAUUGGUCCCCUGUCUUAA